Messenger RNA from Poecilia latipinna (sailfin molly), 1031 nucleotides. RefSeq lists its product as uncharacterized. The transcript is spliced from 5 exons. The coding region runs from base 20 to 670 and encodes 216 amino acids. Lineage: Eukaryota; Metazoa; Chordata; Actinopteri; Cyprinodontiformes; Poeciliidae. The record is from RefSeq and is a predicted model, not a curated record.
UCAUAAGUAGGUGGACAUCAUGCUCCUCUUGAAGCAAGAAGCUUUGCUCUUUAUCCAGCUGGUAAAUAUCUGGAGUGUCUCAACAGCAGAGCACUAUGAUGUGUUGGUGGUGUCCAGAGGAGACUCAGUCCUGUUCACUUGCAGUAUAUCUAAUGAAAAUACAACAUUAAUCCAAUGGACCAAAGGCAGAUGUUUUUUUUCAUACUCCUCCUCCAAUAAUCGAACUUUGUCAAAUUUCUCCUCUCACGCACUGAAAAUAGACACAAACAUACCUUCUACAUUAAGUAUCGAUAGUGCUCAGUUUGAUGAUGCAGGACUUUAUUUUUGUCAUAUAACUGAGACAACUGGCUUUUACAGCAUGAGAUGGAAUGUAACAGUUCUUGAAAAUCAAAACGCAAUCGGUUCAUCACUGGAUAUUACAAUCAUAUUUCCAUUUGCCAUUGGAUUGCUUUUAUCUUUCAUGACUACGGCUCUCUGCCUCUGCAGCAGGAGGAACAUAUCUGGAAACCAAAACCAGGACAGCAGAACAUUGACUUGGGUUCAAUACAACAUUAUGGAUGGGGCAAAGGCAGUUUCUUCACCAUUCCAAACUACAGCAAUGUGGAGGAGAACUGACAAGCAGGACAACGUGGAGGCAGUACUGAUGACCAGAGGAACAAUAAGCAAAUAACACCACUCAGGAAAUGACUGACGUAAAUAUAUUUAGUUCACACUUUGGUUUGAAGGAUUCAUCAAAAAGAUCCAGUUUGGAAGAUAUAACAUGUAUUUUAUUCUUAAAACUGGAAAUUCAAACAUGCAAUCUAAUGUAACUGUAACAUUUAACCUCUGUUUUCAACUGAAACAAUUUAUGAUGUUAGUGUCAUGUUUCUGAAAUGAUUUAUGAUGUUUCCUCUAAAUGUAUUUUUAUGUUACAAUGUGUCAAGUAUUCAAUAAUGGUACGCUUCGUGUCCCUUUAUAUUCUGAAAAAGCUUUCAAUGCACAUUCAUACAAUGUUUAUUUUAAUAGCAAUAAAUUCAGCUCAAUCAGACUCA